Messenger RNA from Vigna umbellata (rice bean), 2755 nucleotides. The record is from RefSeq and is a predicted model, not a curated record. Lineage: Eukaryota; Viridiplantae; Streptophyta; Magnoliopsida; Fabales; Fabaceae.
AUUUUCUCUUUUCUCCAACUAUUUCAUGGAUCUGUUUUUGUUACAAACUGUCUUUAUUUUAUUCUUCAUUUGAUCGGUUUUGAGGUUUGAGGUCGGCGUUGAAUUAUGAAUUCUCACAUGGGUUUAUUUAAUUCUCCAGAAUUUGGUUAUGGAAGUUGUGAAUCGCUUAAAAUUUGUCAAAUUACUUGUACUCAUUUUGAGUUAAUUUGUUGGUUUGGUGUGAUUAAAUUUUCUCAAAUUUGGUUGUAUAUGUAUCUAUAGGAAGUUUUUUAACUUACUCUCUUACGAAUUAUGAUUAAAUUUGUGAAAUGUGUUGGGAUACCUAGCUGCUUUCAGAGUUUUGGAGGUGCCCUUAUAAAAAAUUGUUCAAUUUAGUUUUCCAAAUAUGAGGGAAGGGGAAUUUUUUUGAAGAUCAAGGUUAAUUUACUCGGUAGUUUAACCCUUCGUGUAUCCCUGUACUCACACAUAGACAGAGAGAGAGGUGUAUUAGGUUUCUAUAAUAUUCCUUCUGGGACCUUGUUUGUACCAAAAGUAUAAUCAGUGGAAAAUGACUAGACCUAUUUUGAUUCUUGUAGAUUAAAUAUGCAACCUCAAUCGAGCCUGCUUAACGUCUCUGUUACAUGGAGGGGGAAAAAAUUUGUUGUAGAGAUGAAUCUAGGGGCCAAUGUUAAGGAUCUAGGACAGGAAUUGCAAAAGUUAACUAAUAUCAAUGAAGAUACGAUGCGGUUCAUUAUUCCACAAAUUUCUGGUAGAGCGUCAAAACUGCUGGCUCCAUUUUCAGCGGAGCAUGCAGUUUUAAGUCUGCAGGAAGCUUCAAUUACUGAGGCCAGGUCAAUUAUCAUGAUGGGUGUGUCAACAAAUGAGGUUGAAGAGGUUCUUCAAAGUUCAAAAACAGAUUUAAGAAUAGCUGGAUUUGAGGAUGAAGAGAAGAGAAUGAAACAAAGAAUUUCACACGAACCUCAUAUUUCAUUGAAACUCCCACAAGGGCAGUAUAUAUUUUGUGAAUUUCGCACACUUCAAAUUCCAGGAUUAGAGUUGAAUCCUCCAGCUGCUGAAGCACUUAAAAGAAUGCACAUGCUUGCUGCAGAUCCUGGAAUUGUUGCUGUCAUGAACAAGCAUCGAUGGCGUGUUGGAAUUAUGACUGAGAUGGCUCCUGUUGGUUAUGUUGGUGUGGACCCAAAAUGUAUUCUUGGUUUUAACAAGAACCAUGGAGAGGAAAUAUCACUGCGCCUAAGGACUGAUGACCUCAAAGGUUUCAGGAAAUAUGAAAGCAUCAAGAAAACUCUACUGCAUGAACUUGCACACAUGGUAUACUCUGAACAUGAUGCGAACUUUUAUGCUCUGGAUAAGCAGUUAAAUCAAGAAGCGUCUAGUUUAGAUUGGACCAGAUCUGCAAGCCACACUUUGAGUGGAGUAAGGAAUACUUCAACCUAUGAAGAUAACAUUAUAGCUGACAAAAGCAGUAUUCCUCAAAAGCUUGGAGGUAACAGGACAGAUCAGCUAAUAAGUGCACGUGAAUCUUCAGUUGCUGCUGCUCACCAUCGAUUGGCUAAUGUUUCUCCAAACAAGCUGGGAGGGUCUGAAUUAAAUCAAGAGCUGGAUCCUGGUUAUUCUAGUCAUAGUUUGAGUGAAAACAAAUCUGAUUGUAUGAUAUCUGCCUCCAAAGAAAUCGAAGAUAUUGAAAUGGCUGUCACUGAGAACAAAGAAUAUAGAGGUGAGCCGGACCCUGAUGAUCAUAUUAUCAAUGGAAUGAAUCACGAGCCUGAUCCAGAUGAUUCUCAUCACGGUAAAGUUGUUGAUUAUGAUGUUAGUUCAGAAAUAGCAGAUAGAAAGACUUCUGAACAACCUAAUGAUUUUGGUGUAAGGCAAGUUUUGUAUUCUGAGACAAGUACUGGUAAUAUGGUAGCAUCAUACACAUCCAUUUCCAAUCAAGAUACUUCAGAAGCAUCUACGGAAUCUAUUGCUCCAAUUAUAGAAAUAAAUCUGAUGGCAGAAACUGUUCCCAAUGAUGUUCCCACACCAGAAUUGUCUACAUUACAAACUAAUGAGCCUGAUCCUGAUGAUCAAGAAUUUCAGAGAAUAAAUGAUACCUCAACUGCUGUUUGUAACCGUUUGUUGAAGGCUGUGGAAAUGCUAAGACGUGAAGUUAGUGCAAUGCAAGCCACUUCGAUCCUUCACACUCUCCUGAAAAUAAUUAGGAAUGUGAUUGAACACCCUUUAGUGGAAAAGUACAAGAGAUUGCGGAAGGCUAAUCCAAUCAUUGAGAGGAACAUCCUAAAUAAUAAAGCUGCCUUGGAAAUUCUAUUUCUGGUCGGCUUCAGCGAAGAUGUUAUGUUUGAUAAUCUUGGAAAGGAAGAUGCUUACUUGGUGUUAAAGCGAAAUGAUCCUGGCUUAUUAUGGCUUGCUAAGUCAACCCUUGAAUCAAGCACAGGCUUAGCUUGCUAGCGCAGAAAACGGUUCUGAAAGGCAAAGCAAAAUUGUACGUCAAAGUAUCUUAAAAAUUUCCAUUGUAUAUGAGUUUGUAAAGUUUGUCAGUUUCUCUAUUUAUAGUCACUAUCCAAUAGAUAAAAUUAAACACAGAAACAUAAGGAGAAGGAAGAACUACAUUUGAAGUUCAAACGGAAACCUGGUACUCUCUAUCGGUGGUAAUAUUCGAGUUGUUCAUUGCACAACGUUAGAUGUCAUUUUGUUGUAUUUUAUUGAAUGUAUAUACAUUUCAUGAAUAAAGGGAAAUCCAUGAAGUGUUGUUUGUUUA